Molecule: messenger RNA, 3626 nt
Organism: Carassius auratus (goldfish)
Lineage: Eukaryota; Metazoa; Chordata; Actinopteri; Cypriniformes; Cyprinidae
Product: beta-1,3-galactosyltransferase 1-like
Exons: 5
Coding region: 535-1530 (331 amino acids)
Biological process (GO): protein O-linked glycosylation
Cellular component (GO): Golgi membrane
Molecular function (GO): N-acetyl-beta-D-glucosaminide beta-(1,3)-galactosyltransferase activity
Source: RefSeq, a predicted model, not a curated record
UCCAAGUGCUUCUAUCUGUGGCGUAUGUGAUGUUGCCAUCAUUGAUGUGACAUUCAGGCCCAUUGUGUAUUCCAGCUAGGAGCCUGUAAGCAGUUUAAGAGCCGAUUUCAUCUCGGUGGGGAAUGUCUGCCUAUCUCUGGCCUGUCACUUAGAUACCACCGGAACGAUGGUUGGAGAAGGGAGGAGAGACUGUGGUACGGGAACAAUAGGUCAUAUCUGAGGACACUUUCACCUUCAGAAUGAGAGCCAAGCAUUUCCCAUUCAACUACAGCUGAAACGUCACAACACAAAUGAUGCAUCCUUCAUCUGUAUACUAUUAUGAUUUCAGUGGAACAUGCGGAAGAGUGUCAGGGAGCAUUUGAAACCCUGCUGCAAAAUCCCACUGAUUUCAUAUGAAGAGAAGACAGCUCUGACAGCUGACGUCAGGCUGCAAACAAAUGCCGUUUUGUUCUGCAUUUCUGCCUGAGGUACCAUCGCUAAUGGCUGCAAGACCAUUCGAGAUCUACAGCUCCAAGUGCACGUAAAUGCAUCACAAUGCCUUCAAAAGUGUCAUGCCUCUACGUGUUGACGGUCGUUUGCUGGGCCAGCGCUUUGUGGUACUUAAGUAUAUCCCGUCCCACGUCAUCCUAUGUGAGCCAACUGUCCGUCCCGGCACGUAAAACAGCGAAAGCGCACAAGAGCAACGCCACCACAACCUUUGGCAACAUCCGGACGCGUCCGUUGAACCCCCACGCCUUCGAUUUCAUCAUCAACGAGCCCAAGAAAUGCGAAACGAACGUGCCCUUCCUCGUCAUCCUCAUCACGACCACGCACAAAGAGUUCAAUGCCCGCCAAGCCAUCAGGGAAACGUGGGGCGACGAAAGCACCUUCAGCGACCUCCGCAUCAUUACGCUCUUUCUUCUGGGACGCAGCACGGACUCAGUACUCAACCAAAUGGUGGAGCAAGAAAGCGAGAUCUUUCACGACAUCGUAGUGGAGGACUUCAUCGACUCGUACCACAAUCUCACUCUCAAAACGCUGAUGGGAAUGCGCUGGGUGGCCACUUUCUGCAACCAAGCCAAGUACGUGAUGAAAACCGACAGCGAUAUCUUCGUGAACAUGGACAACUUGGUGUAUAAACUCUUGAAGCCGGCCACCAAACCUCGACGGAGGUACUUCACGGGAUACGUCAUCAACGGCGGACCCAUUCGGGACAUGCGCAGCAAGUGGUACAUGCCCAGAGACCUUUACCCCGAGAGCAAGUACCCGCCAUUUUGCUCCGGCACUGGGUACGUGUUCUCAGCGGACGUUGCAGAGCUCAUCUACAAGACGUCCUUGCACACCAGACUCUUGCAUCUGGAGGACGUUUAUGUCGGGGUGUGUUUGAGGAAGCUGGCCAUUCACCCGUAUCAGAACAGUGGCUUCAAUCACUGGAAAAUGGCCUACAGUCUUUGCAGGUACCGUCGAGUCAUUACCGUACACCAGAUCUCCCCUGAGGAGAUGCAUCGUAUCUGGAAUGACAUGACCAGCAAGAAGCAUCUCAAGUGUUAGUGGGAGCUGCCCGAGGAUGUGUAUUUGUGCCCUUUUUUAAAUCCCCAUGGCGCACAGAUAGGACACAGAGCCUUGGGACAAACUGUAGUUCUUUCUUAGAAACACUUACUUCCUUCUGGGGCAUGUCAACGAUUUCGAAACACGCCAAGCCCAUCGUUUGAGCUCGUUGAGAACCGGUUGGGAAAUGUGCAAUUCGUGUUUAAUAUUAUAACUGUGCCAGUCUAAAACUAGUGAAGGAGUUUCUUUUGGUUCAGAUGCACAGCGUUCAGUUUUCUUUGCACAUUAUUCUGGUUGUACAAAUGAAAGUACCAUUGCUUUGUUUACUGUAUGUGGAAGCGCCUGCUAUUAUUUGUUAACACGUUCAGAAACCUCUUUUCUUGAAAAAGACAACGGCGAUGUAUAGCUCCUUAUUUAUAAGUAUAAAAUUAUUUUCUUACUCCUAGAAGUUGAACAUCAUUGCUUCAGCACAGCUAAUGUUUGUAGUUAUACUGUAAAUCUGUAUAUCUAAAUUCAUUAACGCUUGGUAUCAGGUGUCAUUUAGUGAGUAUUUACUGUACAUGGUAAACCUGUAGAAAAAUACUGUGUAAGGAACGCAGUGUAAACGUGGAAUAUAAUGAACUUGAAAGUGAUUUUUUUUCUUCUUCUCUGGAAUAUGAUUUCAUAGAGGCCAAAAUGUGAUUCAUAUGUUUCUUUUGUUGUCUGGAGUAAUUGAGGGGACGCGUGACAUUAAACUGUGAAAACAAAAAUGCAUAUAUUAUUCCCCAUGGGUACUAUUGUAUUAUACUGUGUAUUUUUACAUGACAAUAUAUAACAGCGUUUUUUUUUUUUUUUUUUUUUUUCGUAAGCGUUGAUCUUUUUAUUUGUAUGUUUUGCUCAUUUAUAUUCAAGAUUCUAAAGGGAUAAUAAAAUAAUUUACUCAAGUCAAAGAGUUAAAGAAAUUAAUAAUCUUAUUCAGUUGGCCCACAAUAAAUGAAUGAAAGCAAAGACAUUUAUAAUGUUAAAAAAUAUUUCAAAUAAAUGCUGUUAUUUUGAACUCUAUUCAUCAAGAGUCCUAUAGAAUUCAUCAAUGUAGCAAAUUAACAUAUUAGAAUGAUUUCUGAAGGAUCAUGUGACACUGAAGAUGAUGGUGCUGAAAAUUCAGCUUUGCAUGGCAGGAAUAAAAUAAUAUUUUAAAAGAUAUUAACAUAAAAAAUGGUUAUUAUAAGUUGUAAUAAUAUUUCACAAUAUUGCUGUUUUUAAUUGUAUUUUUCAUCAAAUAAAUGCAGCCUUGGUGAGCAUCAUAGACGUAAAAAAAAAAUUAAAAAUGUACCAACCCCAAAUUUAAUGUACAGUUAUGUGUAAUAAAACCCCUUUAACCAAACGUAAAAAAGAGAGAGAGGAAGAAAAAAAAAACAGCAGCAGCUAUAUGAUAAUAGACAGUGAUGUUCAAUAAACGCUAAUGUGUUUUCCUAAAGUAACAAGUUUUACAGAAAAUUUGGGUAUUAUCUGCAGCCGUAUGGCUGGAUCAUUUUCCAAUGGCUUUGGAACCUCAUCGGUAUACAUUUAAAGAGCUGAUUUGUAAAACAUCAGCUUGUUUUGGAACUAACUUUGGAACUUCCAAUGAGCCUGUUUAGAAACCCAUUCCGUUACAUUUCUGUCUCUUUGGAAUCUGACAUCUAACCUUUAUGCAUGUGUGACAGCAUAAAUGUGCUGUGGAGAUCCAGCAAAAUGUCCAACCCACCUUCUCCAUCCUUGAAGGAUUUUACCAGUCACUUGUCCUGCCAAAUGACCACAGUAGAGGCACUUGGCAGACUGGUCAGGCAGCUCGAGACGUGCCAAACUCCGUCAGCACCCGUGACAAAUAAAGACAGUCUUUGCCAUUGUUGUUAAACGUGUCCCAAUGGAGCCAGUACUUCACAGCAGCUGAUUUUCCAUCAGGAAUGGGUGUCUAUUAUGGGAUGCCUUCCAGGAGGCUGUUGUCAGGGAGGGAUUAAAAGCAAUCAGCAUCUUGGGUGAAUACAGUGUCAGAAAAUGGCACUUAACUUGAAUAGUGGCACACUUCGGUGUCCCAUUACCUUAAAACGUGCCUUUGGCUAGUCCAAGCUCUGAGGUCUGAU